UCAAGUGGCUAGGUCAUGAGAUUGGGCAACGUUUGGGUCUGAAUCCAAAAUCCCAGGUCACAGAUAGAAUUCCAAUCUCAACUAUUAAACUAAAAAAGCAAUAGAUUUACAAUUCCCUCAGCAAUUUCAAUCUCUGUCUGGUGCAACAUAUGCAAAGGUCCGAAGCAGCAAUGGCGUGUAACGUGUUCAAGUUCUGUUCGGCCCUGCGUGUGCUCGGGUCCAUCAUGAUCGUACUGGUCCUUGCCGUAGCCGGCCUCUCCUAUUACACCAUGGUCAUAGCCAAUUACGGCCCAGCUCUCUUCCAUGGCGGCCUUCUGAAUUCGCUCAUCGCUUUCGCUGUCCUGCUCUUGUUCCAUUCCUUGUUGGUGAUGCUAUUAUGGAGCUACUUUUCUGUUGUUGUUACAAACCCGGGCAGUGUUCCUCCGAAUUGGAUGCCUGUAAUGGACGAGGAGAAAGGAGACAUGGAUCCAUUGAUGGCCUCAGAAUAUAGUGGCCCGGGUUUAGGCUCAAGCCAGUCAACUAUGGACCCUUCAAAUCCAGGAAUACGGUUCUGUCGAAAGUGCAAGCAAUUUAAACCACCUCGUUGCCAUCACUGUUCUGUUUGUGGGAGGUGCAUAUUGAAAAUGGACCAUCAUUGCGUUUGGGUUGUUAAUUGUGUUGGGGCGUUGAACUACAAGUACUUCUUUCUUUUCUUGUUUUACACGUUUCUUGAGACAACUCUUGUCACCGUAUCAUUAUUGCCAUAUUUUGUCUCGUUUUUCACUGAUGGUGAGAUACCUGGAACACCAGGCACCCUUGCAGCCACUUUUAUCACAUUCAUUUUGAACUUAUCAUUUGCACUGAGUGUUCUGGGCUUCCUGAUUAUGCACAUAUCAUUGGUGGCGGCAAAUACCACCACAAUUGAGGCAUAUGAGAAGAAAAACACUCCUCAAUGGCACUAUGACCUAGGAUGGAAGAAAAACCUUGAACAGGUGUUUGGGACGGAUAAAAAGUACUGGUUAAUCCCUGCAUAUUCAAAUGAGGAUCGGAGACUGAUGCCGGCACUUCAGGGUCUCGAAUAUCCAACAAGGCCUGACUUUAAUGUGCUCCAGCAGUUAUAACAAUAGACGACAACACCAGGGCAUUAGGUUGCAGUUCUUUUUACAAACACAUGGUCUGUGCAAAUGGACUUUAUGCACAGAGACAACAGCAAUGGAAUCAUCAGCGUGGAAGAAACUUCAGCGUUGGAGAUAUAUUGCCAGGAUCUUUUGAAGGAGUGGUUGAAUCUUUGAACUUGGAGGGCGAUGUCUGUUAAGGUGUUGAUUAUGCCAGUUGGAAGUUAGGGUUUGGAGAAAGGACUCACAGCUGCAUGUUGUUUUGUUAUGUAUAUGUCAUCAUAGUGGUCUUUGUUAUCAUUUAUACUACAAAUAUAGUACAUUUAAGCGUGCUAGAAAUCGAAUAGUUUUUAUCGUGUGUCCACACGACACAAGUUGAGAGUGUCACAUGUCCCUAAUUACUGACGUGAUAGUCUCAUCUUGUGUUCCAUGCACACAAGUCACAAGCCUAGCCCCAUCAAUUAAAUCUAGUUUUCACCAUGGUUUUGUGUUCAUAGACUGGCACUUAUUCCGAAAAAUUUCUCAAAUCGUGUAAAACUUCAUAUGCAAGGCAUUAUUUUUAAAUUGAACUGGAAAAAUCCAUAAUUUGUUUCA
Molecule: messenger RNA, 1688 nt
Organism: Alnus glutinosa
Lineage: Eukaryota; Viridiplantae; Streptophyta; Magnoliopsida; Fagales; Betulaceae
Product: probable protein S-acyltransferase 14
Exons: 7
Coding region: 150-1100 (316 amino acids)
Biological process (GO): peptidyl-L-cysteine S-palmitoylation; protein targeting to membrane
Cellular component (GO): endoplasmic reticulum; Golgi apparatus
Molecular function (GO): protein-cysteine S-palmitoyltransferase activity
Source: RefSeq, a predicted model, not a curated record